Molecule: messenger RNA, 3528 nt
Organism: Colletotrichum karsti
Lineage: Eukaryota; Fungi; Ascomycota; Sordariomycetes; Glomerellales; Glomerellaceae
Exons: 4
Coding region: 1-3528 (1175 amino acids)
Source: RefSeq, a predicted model, not a curated record
AUGCCUCCUCCCAACCGAAACGGCGGCGGCGCCUAUCAGAACCGGCGACAGCAGUCAUCUGGUUACGAUCGACCUUUGCGCGGCGCGUCUUGGCGUCACCAAGACUUUCACCGCAGACCCGAUUUCAACUCGUACCAUGCCGAGCAAUCCUCCAUGCCGUACCAGCAGCAGCAGCAGCAUUCCAUUGUGAACGACAUGCCUGCCGAACCGCAGACGGCGGAUACUCAACGGUUCCUGUACCCAAGCGGUAUCCCCUCCAACUACAGAAUGGUGGAGCCCGUUGACGACUCCAGCCUCCGGAAGUUCGUCGACACUCUUGACAGGUCCUUCUACUACCAGCCCACCAAGCCUGUCAGGGCGGUAUUCAGCACCGAAAAUGGCCAGUUACCCCCUCGCUUCCUGGCAGCUGACAGUGUGAUUCUCGGACGCGAGAUGACCCUUUGGAGCGCCGCGGACAUCCAGACGAGAGCCAACUCGAUCCGCAAGAAGUUCUGGUUUGUCAUGAAGGACAUGCCCAAGCCUGCAUACUGGGAGGAUCUGUACGACUAUUUCGACACCGUCGAGAUCUACCAGAACGGCCCCCUGAACUUGUGGAAUCUCAUCACGCAUCUCCACCACGAGAAUCAGCAGUUGCUCAAGAACCUCCACAACGAGCUUGCAUUCGUCACCGGUCUCUGGUGCGACGAAUGGAUUUCCAAAGCGCACAACCAGCAGAAGCUUCGGUUCUUCAAGAACUGGAACCAUGUUCUCGCCAUUUUCGACGAGCAAGACCUGAAGGAGAUGCAGGGCAUGGAGCCGCAUAAGGUUGAUCUAUUGAAGAUGGCUCUAAUCCACCGGCAGAACCAGCUCCACCGGCAGGACCAGCUGCAGGGGCAGGAUCCAGCCUCAAUGUAUCCCAAGAACAUCCUGCAAUGGCACUGGGAGCAGAACACCGUUCAGAACUGGCUGACUGACCAGCCCGUCCACCAAACUCCCAGUGGCCUGAUCCCUAUCGUGUCGCCUGAUGAGCCAGCCGGCCCUGGUCGUCGCAAUGACCUUGGCAGCAUCCCCGAGUACCCAACGCAGCCUACUCAGACUUCCCAGGGACCAUUGGUUGUGAGUGGUAGCACACAGCCGCGCGUCACAUCGCACAACUCUAGUCCCGCGGCUCAGGAUCCUGCUGUUCGGCAAUCUGCAGCAGCGCAGGAACCCUUGGCUCAGAAUGCUGAGGCUCACCAAGAUGCGGUUCACCAAUUCACAGCCCCUGUGGCUCCUUUGGCCCCUACGACCCUCAAUUCUCAAGCGCCGCCGUCAGUCUCGCCGCCUAAAUCGGUUGCAUCGUCCUCCAGCUACAACAAGAGGCAACAAUGGCGAAACGAAGCCAGCCAUGAGACAUUUGAUGCCCCCAACCCAGCUCAGGGCCGGCGGCGAUCUCGUGGUGACUCCAGAGGAUGGGAGAAGGUUCACAACGCCGAUGACUCACUUCAUGGUCCUGUCUUCCGUCGGUCUCCGACCAAGGAAGGUCGAACUAGAGCCUUUUCUCGGUCAUCAUCCAAGGGAGACCCCAACUGCCCUAACCAUGAGCGUUCCGUUUGGGUCUCCAUCAAGCCAAUCCCGCAGAUGGACAUGGAGGCUAUCAGGGGAAAGCUGGCGACAAUCAUGGCGUCAUACGGCAAGGUCGAAGCGAUCGUUGUCAUCCCACAGAACCAGGAGAGCUAUGGCUUCAUUGCUAGAUACCAGAAGGAUAAUUGCAGCAUCACGGACGCUGCUUCCAUCAAUGAGCUUUACUCGCCAGAUCUCCAGUGCAAGAUCUGGACCCGCCCUAUAUAUCGCACGAAGUACGGCAGAGCCAUGCACGACUCUCUCGCUUUCAAUCGAUCUGAAGGCAGGAGACAAGCCUCCCUCGAGCAGUUCAUCACUCCACAGGUCGCUGACCGCAAGCAAAUGACGCCUUCCGCUGAAGCAGAUGCGCAGUCCAAGCCUGCUUCCGAGGAGUUGCUCACCGAUGAGCCUUCUGACCAAGCCAAACCGUCUCAGCGCGUAGAGAGCACAGGCAAAACCAUCAAAGUGAACCUUCCCACUACGCCGACGAAGACCGGUGGGAGAGCUUUCAAGGAGAAUGUGAACUCCAGCGCGCAGAAGACGGCCGUUGUUUCUGCCCAGCCCAGCCCCGAGAAGGCCAGCCCCGAGAAGGCCACCCCAGAGAAGUAUGGCGUUUACAGGCAGGCUUACACUGAGGGCAACGCGGAGCAAGUCAACAUUUACGAAAACGCGCUUCCCAGUCACAACAACACACCUCCCCAGCCCGUCCUUACGAAGCAGGAGGCGGGCCACCAGCUUGAUGAUUUCCUCGACAUGAACCUCGCCAACCCGACUACCGUCAAUGUUUUGCCAACAGUGCCGCCCAGCAAGAGUCAAGACAAUGGCAGCAAGGAAACCGACAACAAGAUUGCCGAUUCUGACAGGAAGACCAAGAGCAAGAGCAAGAACAAAAAGAAGAAGAAGAAGUCCUUGCCUCUCCCUCAUCAAGUCGAAGCCGGGUCAGGCAGCUCACAGCUGCCCGGUGUGACUUCCAGCGUCGCCGGAGAUGCCCCUGCUACCGUCACAGAGCUUGUCAUUACCAGCUUCGAGGACGCGGAGGAGUCUGAGGCACCUGCCAUCAAGAACUUCCGAGCCAAUGCUGGGAACUCUCUUCGCGUAUCUAAAUCGAGAAGGAAGCAGGCUUUGGGGAUCAACAUUGCGGAUUCAGCCUUUGCCAAUCAUGAAGCGGACCAUUCCGGCGACUCCGCGCCACAGACCGCUGCAAGCUUCAUCACCGCCAAAGAUACCAAUUCUAAUGACGGGUCGCAAGGCAUUCUGACCCCCGCGACCCCUCCAUCGGAGAUGCCUACGCCCCGAACCACGACCCCGAAGGAGCCUGGCGCAAGCCUCGAUGCUGCCUCCAAGACCAUGCAUCUCAACCCUCAGGCCAAGGAGUUCGUCUCUCCCGGUGGUCCCAGUGCUUCUGGUGGUCUGGAAAAGCGUGUCUCUUCGAUAUCUUCGAUGAAGCUGGCCCCAAUUCCAUUGAAGCCUAUCAAGCACAAGCGCCAGCCCUCUCAGUCAUCAAGCGUCACGUCCCAUACCCUUACGCCUGGCAGCACGCCUAAGAAGGCCGAGACUGUCAAAGAUGUCGACAACUCCACCAGGGUCGGCAUCAAUGAUGGCACCAAGAUCGGCACCGAGGAGAAGAAGCCGGAUAUUGGCCCUAUCAGCAGUGGUGAUCAAGCUGCUUCUGAAAUCGCUGAAGAUGACGGCACCUGGGAGAAGCCGCGCCAGAAGCGGAACAUCACCAAGGGCAACUCCGGCCAGGGCAAGAACCAGUCACAGCACUCCCACAACAAGCACGACUCCAACAAGAACCGUCCCUCGCCUAAGAAGCAAAAGCAUCAGGCCCACAACCAGUCGCAGGCCACACACGCGCCUGUCUCGGGCUUGCCCCCCAGCAGCAACUGGGCUGCCACGGCGCGUUCUGGAAACCCGCGCCCCAAGGAGGGCGGCGGCCAGCAGUAG